GUGUGUGUGUGUUCGUGCGGGUGUUACCGGGGUGUGCGGGAGCCCGAUCGCCGGUCAGGGAUGGAGCCGCUGCCAUGACAACCGCGGGCAGUCCGCCUGCGCGCCCGGGGAUGCUGCCGCCCGCCCGGGCCGGGAUGCUGUUGCCGCCGCCGCCGCGGCCCCGACACCCUUCCUCCUCCUCCUCCUCGCUGCUCAACUGAGUGAGGGGGACACCUCCGGAGACCCACUUCUGGGAGCCGAGGAGCAUCCCGUGCCCGGCCCGUGGGGGACAUCGCCGGCAGCUCCGCGGGGAAGUUUCGAUCUUGCGAAAGAACCGGCAUUUUGGGGAGCUUUCGGGUGUUUUGGGGGCCUUGUUUUCCUUUUCCCGUUAUCAUUUCAAAGAGCAGCAGCCGGCAAACAACCAAACUCCCCUGUUUUUGACUGGGUUUAUGGCCGCCCUCCCUUUUCGUGCCAGAGCCACGUUUCCUCUUUGGGUUAUAAACUUUUGAUGCCAGAUCUCCGCAGCGCGUACCCGUCUGAAUCUUAAAGUAGCGUCUGGAGCAGGCACACAUCUGUGACCUUCAUCUCUUGCACUGCAUCUUCUCUCCUCCUCUUCCUCCUCCUCCCCUCCGGCCCUCCCGUCCUCCUCCCUCACCCAAGGAUACUGGGGACUCCCUCCGGAUGCCGCUCGGCAGGCUCAGCGCUCGCAUCCUGCCUUGCCGGGGGCUCUCCUGAUCUCCGUGGAGCUCCUCAUCGCUCAGCCCCGGAGUGCCCGUGCGCAGCGGAGAUGCCACCUUCCCCAAAGCCAUGGACAACGUGACAGUGCGGCAAGGGGAGAGCGCCACGCUCAGAUGUACUGUUGAUGACCGGGUCACACGGGUAGCGUGGUUGAACCGCAGCACCAUCCUGUACGCCGGCAAUGACAAGUGGUCUAUAGACAACCGUGUGGUCAUCCUCUCCAACACCAAGACCCAGUACAGCAUCAAGAUACACAAUGUGGAUGUCUAUGAUGAAGGUCCCUACACCUGCUCCGUGCAGACAGACAAUCACCCCAAGACUUCACGCGUCCAUCUCAUUGUGCAAGUUCCCCCCCAGAUUGUGAACAUCUCAUCAGACAUCACUGUUAAUGAGGGCAGCAGCGUCACCCUCAUGUGCCUGGCUUUUGGGAGACCAGAGCCCACCGUCACGUGGAGACACCUCUCCGGGAAAGGGCAGGGCUUUGUCAGUGAGGAUGAGUACCUGGAGAUCACGGGCAUCACUAGGGAGCAGUCCGGGGAGUAUGAAUGCAGCGCCGUCAAUGACGUGGCUGUUCCUGAUGUGAGGAAAGUCAAAGUCACCGUCAACUACCCACCGUACAUCUCCAAUGCCAAGAACACGGGCGCCUCGGUGGGCCAGAAGGGCAUCCUGCAGUGCGAGGCCUCGGCUGUCCCCGUGGCAGAGUUUCAGUGGUUCAAGGAGGACACUAGGUUAGCCAAUGGACUGGAGGGUGUGCGGAUCGAGAGCAAGGGCCGCCUGUCUACGCUGACCUUCUUCAACGUCUCAGAGAAGGACUAUGGCAACUACACGUGUGUGGCCACAAACAAGCUGGGCAACACCAAUGCCAGCAUCAUCCUGUAUGGCCCCGGAGCAGUGCACGACGGCGGCAACGCGGCAUCCCGGGCAGGCGCCGGGCUCUGCCUUUGGGCCACUCUCCUCGCUCGUCUCCUCCUCGACUUUUGAUAAGGGAGCGGAGGGUCCCGGGAGGCCCCCGCUGCCCCCCACGGCACCCGGGGACUCCUCUCCAUGGGGCGGGCGAUGCGCCAGAGGAUGGGCGCUGAGCAGCCGGGGAUGGGCCUGUCUCGGUGCCCUUCUCACCGCCGGUUACGCUGUACAGACCCCACCACGUGCCACCAGACUGUCACCCACCGAUGUCACCCCAGGGACGUGGUCCGGCACGGAUGGGGCUCCCCACAGGCACGGAGCUGUCGCCAGGGAUAUCCAUCUCGUUGUUUCACUAAGCCACCUAUGCCCAAAAAGACCCCAAGGGCUGAAGCCCCAUGGCUCUGCCUUCAGCCCUCUCGGUCCUGAAUGUCACUUCUCGCUGCCAAAGCUCCUCCCUAAACACCCUCAGUGGCCCUUUCCAAGGGGCUCACCCCACACAAACAGGGUCAAACCCCUCACAUUGGUCCUUCUCCUAGUUACCCUCUUCCUUACCCAAAGCACCAUCACAUUCCUAAGGGCAGGAGCCUGGUCACCCAGGAAUGUGAGCCCUGAGGACUGCCACCAGCCCUCUUGGGGACCUCCUGCUCACCAGAUCGGGCAUCCAGGCUGCCACCCCUCUUUGCUCCAGACCCCUGUCCACUCCUCUGUUGCCCUCCCAGUGUCAGGGCCUGCCCCAUGGCUCUCACCCUGAUGUGCUGCCAGCACUUGGAAUCAUGGAAUCAACCAGGUUGGAAAAGACCUUUAAGAUCAUAAAGUCCAACCUUUGUCCCAGCACUGCCAAGGCCACCACUAACCCAUGGCAUUGAGGGCCUCAGCUGCAUGGUUUGGGAACACUUCCAGGGAUGGUGACUCCAGCAUGGCUCUGAGCAGCCUGUUCCAAUGUCUGAGCACCCUUUGGGGAAGGAAUUGUUCCUCAUCUCCAUCUAAACCUCUUGAGGCUGUUUCCUCUUGUCUUAUCCCUUGUUCCCUUGGAGAAGAGACAAAUCCCCACUUCACUCAAACCUCUUUUCAAGUAGUUGGGGAGGUUCCUCCAGGCUUGUUUUCCCAAGCACUUUCCAACCUGCACAUCAAAAGCACAACACCACCACAUUGGGCAGAGGCACUAAAUGACACAGCAAAACACCAGGUCCUGACACUGGCACCCAGAGGGGAUGGGACCACUCCUCACCUCCCUUUUCUCCCAUGGUGGCCUCUCCUACCAUCUGGCCAAGUAUCUCUGCUCUUUGAGGGAUGGAACACACGUGGGA
Molecule: messenger RNA, 2927 nt
Organism: Neopsephotus bourkii (Bourke's parrot)
Lineage: Eukaryota; Metazoa; Chordata; Aves; Psittaciformes; Psittacidae
Product: opioid-binding protein/cell adhesion molecule homolog
Exons: 8
Coding region: 787-1698 (303 amino acids)
Cellular component (GO): neuron projection
Source: RefSeq, a predicted model, not a curated record